This is a messenger RNA of Ruditapes philippinarum (Manila clam), 2553 nucleotides long. RefSeq lists its product as uncharacterized. The coding region runs from base 4 to 2472 and encodes 822 amino acids. The record is from RefSeq and is a predicted model, not a curated record. The transcript is spliced from 22 exons. Lineage: Eukaryota; Metazoa; Mollusca; Bivalvia; Venerida; Veneridae.
ACAAUGAAGGUACUUUUUGCACUUUUAGUCUUACCAGCGUUGGUAUUUGCCAAUCAAGAGAAGAGAUUUGUUUUAGAUAGCAUUUUGGCAGCUGUGAACAGUGACACAAUCAAGCAAGAUUUACAGCUGAUGAUUGAUCUUGUAGGAAGUGAUCCAACUGAACAAGCUUGUGAACAGGCCGGACACAAAUAUCUGUCAGGACUUCUUGAUCAUUCAGUACCGCUAAUUUGUCAUUCGUUCCAGGAGCUUGUCCAUCAUUUUAACAUUGUACCUGCACAAACAACAACAGCAUCAGCAGCUAAACGAUUUGUGUUGGAUACACUGUUGGCAGCUGUUAACACAGACACAAUCAAGCAAGAUUUGCAGCUGAUGAUUGAUGUUGUAGGAAGUGAUCCAACUGAACAAGCUUGUGAACAGGCCGGACACAAAUAUCUUUCAGGACUUCUUGAUCAUUCAGUACCACUUAUAUGUCAUUCGUUCCAGGAGCUUAUCCAUCAUUUUAACAUUGCACCUGCACAAACUACAACAGCAUCAGCAGCUAAACGAUUUGUAUUGGAUACACUGUUGGCAGCUGUUAAUACAGACACAAUCAAGCAAGAUUUACAGCUGAUGAUUGAUGUUGUAGGAAGUGAUCCAACAGAACAAGCUUGUGAACAGGCCGGACACAAAUAUCUGUCAGGACUUCUUGAUCACUCAGUACCGUUGAUAUGCCAUUCAUUCCAGGAGCUUAUCCAUCAUUUUAACAUUGCACCUGCCCAAACAACAACAGCAUCAGCAGCUAAACGAUUUGUAUUGGAUACACUAUUGGCUGCUGUAAACGGUGACACAAUCAAGCAAGAUUUACAGCUGAUGAUUGACCUUGUAGGAAGUGAUCCAACUGAACAAGCUUGUGAACAGGCCGGUCACAAAUAUCUGUCAGGUCUUCUUGAUCAUUCAGUACCGUUGAUAUGCCAUUCAUUCCAGGAGCUUGUGCAUCAUUUUAACAUUGUACCAGCACAAACUACCACAGCAUCAGCAGCUAAACGUUUUGUGUUGGAUACACUCUUGGCUGCUGUAAACACAGACACCAUCAAGCAAGAUUUACAGCUGAUGAUUGACGUUGUAGGAAGUGAUCCAACUGAACAAGCGUGUGAACAGGCCGGACACAAAUAUCUUUCAGGACUUCUUGAUCAUUCAGUACCGUUGAUAUGUCAUUCAUUCCAGGAGCUUGUCCAUCAUUUUCACAUUGUACCUGCACAAACAACAACAGCAUCAGCCGCAGGGAAACGAUAUUUGUUGGAUACACUGUCGAACCUUGUAAACCUAGACACAAUCAAGAAAGAUUUACAGCUGAUGAUUGAUGUUGUUGGAAGUGAUCCAACAGAACAAGCGUGUGAACAAGCCGGACACAAAAUUCUGUCAGGACUUCUUGAUCACUCAGUACCGUUGAUAUGCCAUUCAUUCCAGGAGCUUGUCCAUCAUUUUCACAUUGUACCUGUACAAACAACAACAGCAUCAGCCGCAGGGAAACGAUAUUUGUUGGAUACACUGUUGAACCUUGUAAACCUGAACACAAUCAAGCAAGAUUUACAGCUGAUGAUUGAUGUUGUUGGAAGUGAUCCAACAGAACAAGCGUGUGAACAGGCCGGACACAAAUAUCUGUCAGGACUUCUUGAUCACUCAGUACCGUUGAUAUGCCAUUCAUUCCAGGAGCUUGUCCAUCAUUUUCACAUUGUACCUGCACAAACAACAACAGCAUCAGCCGCCGCAGGGAAACGAUAUUUGUUGGAUACACUGUCGAACCUUGUAAACCUAGACACAAUCAAGAAAGAUUUACAGCUGAUGAUUGAUGUUGUUGGAAGUGAUCCAACAGAACAGGCGUGUGAACAGGCCGGACACAAAUAUCUGUCAGGACUUCUUGAUCACUCAGUACCGUUGAUAUGUCAUUCAUUCCAGGAGCUUGUCCAUCAUUUUCACAUUGUACCUGCACAAACAACAACAGCAUCAGCCGCAGGGAAACGAUAUUUGUUGGAUACACUCUCGAACCUUGUAAACCUAGACACAAUCAAGAAAGAUUUACAGCUGAUGAUUGAUGUUGUAGGAAGUGAUCCAACAGAACAAGCGUGUGAACAGGCCGGACACAAAUAUCUGUCAGGACUUCUUGAUCACUCAGUACCGUUGAUAUGCCAUUCAUUCCAGGAGCUCGUCCAUCAUUUUAGCAUUGUACCUGCACAAACAACAACAGCUUCAGCUGCAGGGAAACGAUAUUUGUUGAAUACACUGUCGAACCUUGUAAACCUAGACACAAUCAAGAAAGAUUUACAGCUGAUGAUUGAUGUUGUAGGAAGUGAUCCAACAGAACAAGCGUGUGAACAGGCCGGACACAAAUAUCUGUCAGGACUUCUUGAUCAUUCAGUACCGUUGAUAUGCCAUUCGUUCCAAGAACUCGUUCACCAUUUCAGUAUUGUCCCUUCACAGACAGCAUCGCCUUAGAAAAAUAAUAUGGUUUUGCAUCGAUUUAUAGCUGGUAAUUGUAAUAACUGUACACUUGAAAAUUAUAUUUUGUUGAUAAAA